Lathyrus sativus (Indian pea) is the source of this 366-nucleotide messenger RNA. The record is from the annotation of a GenBank genome assembly. NCBI's taxonomy places the organism in Eukaryota, Viridiplantae, Streptophyta, Magnoliopsida, Fabales, Fabaceae.
AUGAGGUUUGAUCAUCAUGUCAUCUGCAUUUCUCUUUUCUUUUUGGUAAUGUCAAGCUGCAUCCUCCAAGGGUUAGUUAUUGAAGCCAGAAAGACUCCUAAACAAAGUGGUUUUCACAAGACAUUAGGUGAUGAGAAGAUGUUUCUAAGGGCUCAAAUAGGGUCAAGGCCACCAAAAUGUGAUAGAAGGUGUAGAACAUGUGGACACUGUGAGGCUAUUCAGGUGCCUACAAAUCCUCAAGUGCAAAAUGGAAAGAUAAACUCUUCAAAGUUCAAUUCAGUUGCUUAUUCAAGAGGAAAGGACAAUUCCAAUUACAAGCCUAUGAGUUGGAAAUGCAAAUGUGGAAGCCUCAUUUUCAACCCCUAA